Sorghum bicolor (sorghum) is the source of this 555-nucleotide messenger RNA. Its product is annotated as ethylene-responsive transcription factor 5-like. Gene Ontology annotation, biological process: regulation of DNA-templated transcription. The transcript is spliced from 2 exons. The coding region runs from base 1 to 555 and encodes 184 amino acids. NCBI's taxonomy places the organism in Eukaryota, Viridiplantae, Streptophyta, Magnoliopsida, Poales, Poaceae. The record is from RefSeq and is a predicted model, not a curated record. Gene Ontology annotation, molecular function: DNA binding; DNA-binding transcription factor activity.
AUGGUGCUCCUAGGCCUGGCUAAGCUGCGACCGAAGUUCUCGUCACCUCUUGGCAGCGCCACCUAUUCCGACUCCUCCGACGAAUGCCACCACCUCCUCCACCAGAUUGGCCAGCCGCUCCCCUCCUCCCCCGCCCCUCCCCUUCCCGCAAAGGAACCGGCCAUUCCACGGCAUGCGGCGGCGGCCGUGGGGCAAGUACGCGGCGGAGAUCCGCGACCGGGGGUCGCGGGGAAGCGUCGCUGGCUCGGAACCUUCGACACCGCCGAGGAGGCCGCCGCCGUCUACGACGCCGCCGCGCUCUGUAUCCGCGGCCGCCGCGCCGUCACCAACUUCCCCUCCUCCCCAGCCGCCGUCGCGCUGGCGCCUGCCCUUGCCAUGCCUUGUUCCACACCGUCCCUAGCCCCUGAGGCUGAGACCUCCUCCGCCUCGACGGUGGUCGAUACCGGGGCUCACCGGCUUCAUCUGCUGCAGCUCGCGGCCGAAGAGAGAGGAGCGAGCUCAUCGGUUGCUGUCUGGGUGGAAGGAGGGGGACUCACAUCUGCGAGGCGUGAGUGA